GUGCAAUGUGCCCGGCACGCAGUGCACACUGGCCAUCAAGAGGCUCCAUUCGUCGCUGCCCCUGCUGCACUCUGGCUCUCCCGCUACCACGGCCAUGGGCAAGGGGAGCAAAAAGGGCAAGGGGAGCAAAAAGGGCAAGGGGAGCAAGAAGGGCAAGGGGGUUUCAGGGGAGGAUGCGAGGGAGGCAGCAGAGCAGCAAGCAAACAAGGAGGUGCAGGCAGAGGUGCGGACGCUAGGGCAGCUGGAGCACCAGAACCUGGUGCGGCUGUACGGGGCAUAUGUGAACGUGGAGGCAGGGGACAGGUGGCUCAUCUAUGAGUACAUUGCUGGGGGCAGCUUGGAAGACCUGCUGAGGAGGAGGAGGGAGGCUGCACCCGGGGUAGGGUUCAACAAGUGGGAGGCGAGGCUGAGCAUUGCGAUGGGGUUGACCAAGGCGCUCAAGUACCUGCAUCAUGAGUGCUCGCCGUACAUCAUUCACCGCGACAUCAAGCCCUCCAAUAUACUUGUGGUCGAGUCUAGGAGCGCUCAUGGGGGGCAGGAGGGUAGCAGUAGUGACGGUAGCACGGUGGUGAGUGGGUCGGGAACAGGGACUGGUAGUGGAUCAGGAACAGGGAGUGCCAGUGGGCCAGGAACAGGCAGUGGUAGUGGGUCAAGAGGGACAACAGAAUCUGGUAGUGGGAACGCAAGUGGAAGUGGGACGGGGAAUGGCAGUGUGAGUGAGAAGGAUAAAGGUGUAAAUGAGCCUGGGAACAGCAGCGGCAGUGGUGCUAAUACUGACAACAGUGGUGCUGGCAGCAGUGGUGCGUGCAGCAGCAUCGACGGAGGUACCUAUUCAACCUAUGGCAAGCCAUGCACGGUCGAUCCAAGGCCUUUAGGAAUCCCUAGCAGCAUUGGCAACAGCACUGCAAGUGAGCCUGCAACAACAGCCAAGGCCAUGUCAGGGAGCACAAUUGCUUCCAAUAGUUCCAUCCACCUGCAAACCGCGCCUCCUCCGCACAACUCUGCACUGCCGUCCUUGCCCUCUGCCUCCUCCGCCCCUCAUCUGCUUCACCGCGAGCCAAUCAAGCUUGACCCUCUCUCCUCUCCAGCAACUUCUCAUCCCACCCCGUCUUCUUCAACCCAAGCAUCUGCACCAUCACUACCCUCACCGCACCCCUCCUCCACCACUCUUUCCUCCACAUCCCUGCCUGCGGCCCAACACACGUUCACGGUGCGAGUGGCUGACUUCGGCCUGGCACGGCAGGUGGACGUGCGGGCAUCACACAUGUCCACGGCCGUGCUGGGCACGUAUGGCUACAUGGCCCCGGAGUAUGCGCAGCGGGGGAGGGUCACCACAGCCACAGACGUGUUUGCAUUCGGGGUGGUGCUGCUGCAGCUGGUGUCAGGGCGAUCGCCAUACGACGAGGAGGUGGAGGAUAGAGGGCUGGCGAGGUGGGCCUUCUCCUCGUCUGUCUCUGCCGUGCUGGACCCGCUGCUGGGGCCGUCUGCGCCCACCAGGGCAGUGGAGGCCGUGCUGAGACUGGCGCUGCGGUGCACGGCGGAACAGAGCCAGAGACGCCCGUCCAUGCUGGAUGCGUGGACGUACCUCACGAGCCUGCAUGAUGUGGUCGCGCACAUGCAAGGCCAGGGCGGGGACGGCCUGGAUCUGUCGCUAGAGCAGCAAGGCAUGGCGUGGGAUGCUGGGGGCGUUGGGUCUGGGUCGACUUCUGUACUGCCUGGGAGCAGAGCGGAUGAGGAGGACAAGGCCACCAGCAACAACACUCCCCCACCCACCUACAAAUCGCAGGAGAUCAAGCCCAUAUUGCUCGUGUACAACGAGCAGCAUCCACAGUGGAUGCAGACCGUCCGUUUUUUCCUCAACCGCGCAGGCCUCCAUUCGAUUUACCUCUCCUUCUCCGAACCCGAGCAUCUUCCCACUCUCGGCGCCUGCAUCGCUCACAGCAGCCCCUCCCUCACGUCUCUCCACCUGCAGCUGCAAUCCACUGCAGCACUUGGCUUCUUUAAUGAGGAGAAUUACAGGCCAUGGGCGCUGGGUUUUCUCAAGGAAUGCGCCCAGCUGCGGGAGCUGAAUCUGGGGUGGGGCAUGUGGGAUCUCGGCAAGCAGUCCAUCAACGUGGCGUGGCUCAAGUCAGUCCGCAAGCUGACCCUCUAUAGGGUGCUAUACAGGGAUGCGAGCCUUCAUUUCCUCGAGUCCAUCGCGCCGCAGCUGACCGAGUUCACGCUGACGGAGGAUGGUGACCUGCAACUCCUUGGUCCCUCUCCUGUCUCUGAUGGAGUGGCCUUAUCAUUUCCCAACGCCCUCGUGGCCAAGCGGCUUGACCUCUCCUGCAAGAGCACUGGCCCUCUCGCUCUCGACCAUCUCUUGCUGUACGGCCAGGAGCGGCUCGCCAUCUCCUCCCUCCCUCUUGCAUCCGUCAAGGUUGCUUACUUGGACGGACUUCUGCGGUUCCUCUUCUUCCCCUCUUGCAAGUGGCAGGAAGCCCCCACACUGGCUGCACUCCAGCAGCACUACCCCGCCCUGGCGCUCUACUGUGUGGUGGACUACUACUGGGAGAGAAAGGGUGUGUGUGUGAGGGAUGGGCCGCUUGAGCAUCUGAGGACGAGGACAAAAGUGGUGGAGAAGAUGCACAGUGUGAACAGGACGCUGGUGGAGGGGUAUUGUGCUGAGGAGGACCAG
This is a messenger RNA of Closterium sp. Naga37s-1, 2677 nucleotides long. The record is from the annotation of a GenBank genome assembly. Lineage: Eukaryota; Viridiplantae; Streptophyta; Zygnematophyceae; Desmidiales; Closteriaceae.